GUUGACCGUGUUAGUCUUGCUGGGUAGACGGGACACGCGUGUGUAUUUCAGCGUGUUUGAGAUUGCGUAGCGGAGAGGCUGUGGCGUAAACCUGGAACGAGAAACCGCUGAUGACAGACCGAAAUAAAUACAAGGGGACUGUUAAACUGACGGAAUGUUAAAUAUCUAACCCGGCUACGUCAAAGUAUUCAUUAAAAAAGGACAAGAAACACGAAGCACCCCUGUAAUCAAUCGCUGGAAUGAAACGGUACAUCUAACGAAUCGCACCGGACUGGAGAAUCUGCUGGGAAGCAGGACGGACACGAGAACGGGCAACAGCAACGCCAGAUUUAGAUUUGGAAUUCUAAUUCGGCGUGGAUUUAAUUAGAAAAUAUAUUUAGCUCAAACAAGCACUCAACCACAUUUUGACACCAAACACAACAACGUCUUGGUACUUCGAACCAUGUGAAGACCCUUGAAUCAAGACCAGGAAAAGCUUUGUGGAGACUUGUAGAAAGUUUCUUUCUUUUUUCUCCCCCCCCCCCCCCCCCCCCCCCCCCUCCAUCAUGGAAACCAGGAAGGAUUUCCACAGGAUUUUUCUUUGCCCCUCAAUACAGGGGUUCUGGUCACUGGGGGUCAGCCUUCUCCUCUUGAUUGUACUGUCCCCCGAAUAUUCUUCUAGCCAGCCCAUCAGCACCUUCCACACAAAGAACCGGGACUGGACAUUCAACCACUUGACAGUUCACCAGAAGACUGGGACGCUAUACAUUGGUGCUGUCAACUGGGUCUACAAGCUGUCUGGCAACCUAACCCUUCUGGUGUCCCACAGUACAGGGCCAGAGGAUGACAACAAAUCGUGCUACCCUCCCCUGAUUGUCCAGCCCUGCACCGAACCCCUGACGCUCACCAACAAUGUCAACAAGCUGCUUCUCAUUGACUACUCCCAGAACCGCCUCCUAGCCUGUGGAAGCCUCUACCAGGGAGUUUGCAAACUCCUGCGCUUGGAUGACCUCUUCAUCCUGACGGAGCUCUCCCACAAGAAGGAGCACUACUUGUCAAGCGUCAACCAGACGGGUACCAUGUACGGCGUGAUUGUGCCCUCGCAUGGUGAGGACGCCACGCUCUUUAUCGGCACGGCAGUGGACGGCAAGCAGGACUACUUCCCAACCAUAUCUAGCCGCAAACUGCCCAAGGAUUACGAGUCCUCGGACAUGCUGGACUAUGAGCUGCACAGUGACUUUUUGUCCUCGCUCAUCAAGAUCCCGUCAGACACCCUGGCCCUGGUCUCCAACUUUGACAUCUUCUACAUCUACGGCUUUGCCAGUGGCAACUUUGUCUAUUUCCUCACGGUCCAGCCGGAGACCCCCGAGGGCGUCUCCUCUGGAGCCUCUGCCAGUGAUCUCUUCUACACCUCGCGCAUUGUGAGGCUCUGCAAGGACGACAACAAGUUCCACUCCUACGUGUCUCUGCCGGUGGGCUGUGUGAGGAACGGCGUGGAGUACCGCCUGCUGCAGGCCGCCUACCUCUCCAAGCCUGGCGCGGUCCUGGCUGCCUCCCUCAACAUCUCGGCCGAGGAUGAUGUUCUGUUCACAGUCUUCUCCAAAGGUCAGAAGCAGUACCACCAUCCCCCGGACGACUCUGCCCUCUGCGUCUUCUCUAUCAAGAACAUCAACGCCCGCAUCAAGGAGCGCCUGCAGUCAUGCUACCAGGGGGAGGGGCACCUGGAGCUCAACUGGCUGCUGGGGAAGGAGGUCCAGUGCACCAAGGCGCCAGUGCCGAUCGAUGACAAUUUCUGUGGCUUGGAUAUCAACCAGCCACUGGGGGGCUCCCAGCUGGUGGAAGGAAUCCCCCUGCUCACGGAGUCCCGGGACCGCAUGACCGCGGUGGCCACGUACGUGUACAGCGGAUACUGUGUGGCCUUCGUGGGCACCAAGAGCGGCAAGCUCAAGAAGGUUAGAGUGGACGGCCCCCCGCACGGUGGGGUUCAGUACGAGACCAUCUCCGUCAUCAAGGAUGGGAGCCCCAUUCUCCGUGAUAUUGGCUUCUCCAUAGACCAGAACUACAUCUACGUGCUGUCAGAGAGACAGGUGUCCCGGGUUCCGAUCGAGUCGUGUGAGCAGUACACCGGGUGUGGGGAGUGCUUGAGCUCGGGGGACCCCCACUGCGGCUGGUGUGUGCUGCACAACAUGUGUUCUCGGAAGGACAGGUGCGAGCAAGCGGAGGAGCCGUUCCGAUUCGCCAGCACCAUCAGCCAGUGCGUGAGCGUCACCGUGCAGCCAGAAAGCAUCUCCGUCUCCGAGCACAGCGUGACGUUGACCGUGAUGGUGAGUGAUGUUCCAGAUCUCUCUCCCGGAGUGACCUGCGCAUUCGGAAACUUAACGGAGGUGCAGGGCCAAGUGUCUGGGAAUCAAAUCCUCUGUCUUUCACCAUCACCGAAAGACGUGCCGCUGAUACCAACCGAUCAAGACUGGGUUGGAGUUGAACUCCGGUUGAAUUCCAAGGAGACGGGAGAGAUGUUCGCCAGCACUGAGUUCAAAUUCUACAACUGUAGCGUCCACACACUGUGCCUGUCCUGUGUGAACAGUGCCUUCCACUGCCACUGGUGUAAAUACCGCAACCUGUGCACCCACGACCCCACCAGCUGCUCCUUCCAGGAGGGCAGAGUUAAUGCCUCAGAGGACUGCCCACAACUGGUGUCUUUAGAGCAGAUCCUGAUCCCGGUGGGCGAGGUGAAGCCCAUCACACUGAAGGCACGGAACCUGCCCCAGCCGCAGUCCGGCCAGCGGGGCUACGAGUGUGUACUGGACAUACAGGGGACCAGCCACCGCGUCCCCGCACUGCGCUUCAACAGCUCCAGCGUGCAGUGCCAGAACAGCUCGUACACUUAUGACGGGAUGGACAUCAGUGACCUGGCGGUGGAUUUCUCUGUGGUGUGGAAUGGAAAUUUCAUCAUUGACAAUCCAGAGACUAUUAAAGUGCACCUGUACAAGUGUGCAGCCCAGCGGGAGAGCUGUGGACUGUGCCUGAAAGCUGAGAGGAAGUUCGAGUGUGGCUGGUGCAGUGGGGAGGGACGGUGUACCUUGCGCCAACACUGCACACCACUUGCCAACCAGUGGCUGGACCUGUCCAGCAAGAACGUCAAGUGUACGAACCCCCGGAUCACGGAGGUGACCCCGGUGGCCGGUCCUCCCGAAGGAGGGACACGUGUCACGAUCCACGGAGUCAACCUGGGCCUGGACUUCUCCGAGAUCAUCCACAACGUGCAGGUGGCCGGCGUGCGGUGCAGCCCCCUACAGGACGGAUACAUCAUUGCAGAACAGAUCGUGUGUGAGAUGGAGCCGGCCCGGCCACAGAUGUCAUCCGGAUCAGUUGAUCUUUGCAUUGGGGAGUGCAAACCAGAGCUGAAGACCAAAUCCACGCAGCUCUAUACGUUCGUGGAACCAGCUGUGGAAGCCUUGUCCCCCAGUCGGGGACCAGAGUCUGGGGGGACAAAGGUGACCAUAAUGGGGCAAAACCUGGGAGCUGGGAGCAGCGUGUCUGUCUUCUUCGGAAAUCAGACAUGCGAGUUCUACGGGCGCACUAUGACAGAGAUCGUCUGCUACUCCGCGCCCUCGCCCACUGGAGUUGGCCUGGCCCGGAUCAGGGUCAGUGUGGAUCGUGCCCAGGUGGAGGAAAGCCUGCAGUUCGAGUACAUCGAGGACCCCACAGUGCAGCGAAUCGAACCCGAGUGGAGCAUCGCAAGUGGCCACACUCCCCUGACUAUCACAGGGACUAACCUGGAUGUGAUUCAGGAGCCCCGGAUCAGAGUGAAAUACAACGGCCACGAGUCUGACAAUGUAUGUAAAGUGCUGAACGCGACCACCAUGUCGUGCCUGGCCCCGCCCCUCACCCUGGAGUACCGGCCCGGGUUGGACGCAGUGGAGCGUGCGGACGAGUUCGGCUUCAUCUUCAACAACGUGCAGUCCCUGCUGCUCUACAACAACACCAACUUCAUCUACUACCCCAACCCCACCUUUGAGCCUCUCAGCACCUCGGGCAUCCUGGAGCAGAAACCGGGCUCCCCCAUCAUCCUCAAGGGACGGAACCUGCUGCCCCCGGCCUCUGGAGGCGCCAAGCUGAACUACACUGUGCUGAUCGGAGAGACGCCCUGCUCCGUCACCGUCUCGGAGACACAGCUGCUGUGCGAGCCUCCCAACCUCACCGGGCAGCACAAAGUCAUGGUCCACGUGGGUGGUCUCAAGUUCUCUCCCGGCUCAGUCCACGUUCUCUCGGACAGCCUGCUGACCCUCCCCGCCAUUGUGAGCAUCGCGGCCGGCGGCGGCCUGCUACUCAUCAUCGUCAUCAUCGUCCUCAUCGCCUACAAGCGCAAGUCCCGCGAGAACGACCUCACACUGAAGCGGCUGCAGAUGCAGAUGGACAACCUGGAAUCCCGCGUGGCCUUGGAGUGCAAGGAAGCCUUUGCAGAGCUGCAGACAGACAUCAACGAGCUGACCAGUGACCUGGACCGAGCCGGCAUCCCGCACCUGGAGUAUCGCACCUACGCCAUGAGGGUUCUCUUCCCAGGCAUUGAAGACCACCCGGUGCUGCGCGAGCUCGAGGUCCCAGGUAACGGUCAGAUGAGUGUGGAGAAAGCCCUCAAGAUGUUCGGCCAGCUCAUCAACAACAAGGUCUUCCUGCUGACCUUCAUCCGCACCCUGGAGCUGCAGCGGAGCUUCUCCAUGCGCGACCGCGGCAACGUGGCGUCCCUCAUCAUGACCGCGCUGCAGGGCAAGCUGGAGUACGCCACGGACGUGCUCAAGCACCUGCUGAGCGACCUCAUCGACAAGAACCUGGAGAGCAAAAACCAUCCCAAGCUGCUUCUGCGCAGAACCGAGUCGGUGGCUGAGAAGAUGCUGACCAACUGGUUUGCCUUCCUGCUGCACAAAUUCCUGAAGGAGUGUGCCGGGGAGCCUCUCUUCAUGCUCUACUGUGCCAUCAAGCAGCAAAUGGAGAAGGGACCCAUCGACGCCAUCACUGGAGAAGCACGCUACUCCCUGAGCGAGGACAAGCUCAUCCGCCAGCAGAUUGAGUACAAGACUCUGAUCCUGAACUGCGUGAAUCCUGACAACGAGAACAGCCCGGAGAUCCCUGUCAAGGUGCUGAACUGCGACACCAUCACACAAGUGAAAGAGAAGAUCCUGGACACAGUUUACAAGAAUGUGCCGUAUUUCCAGCGCCCGCGGGCUGUCGACAUGGACCUUGAGUGGCGUCAGGGGCGGAUGGCGCGAGUGGUCCUACAGGAUGAAGACAUCACCACCAAGAUUGAGAACGACUGGAAACGGCUCAACACCCUCAUGCACUACCAGGUGUCAGACCGCUGUGUGGUGGCUCUGGUCCCCAAGCAGACCUCGUCAUACAAUAUCCCACCUUCCGCCAGCAUCUCCCGCACCUCCAUCAGCAGAUACGACUCCACAUUCCGUUACACGGGCAGCCCGGACAGCCUGCGCUCGCGAGCCCCCAUGAUCACCCCCGACCUGGAGAGCGGGGUCAAGGUGUGGCACCUCGUCAAAAACCACGAGCACGGAGACCAGAAGGAGGGCGACCGCGGCAGCAAGAUGGUGUCCGAGAUCUACCUGACCCGUCUGCUCGCCACCAAGGGGACGCUGCAGAAGUUUGUGGACGAUCUGUUCGAGACUCUGUUUAGCACGGUGCACAGAGGGAGCGCUCUCCCUCUGGCAAUCAAGUACAUGUUUGACUUCCUGGACGAGCAGGCAGAUAAACACGGGAUCCACGACACAGACGUGCGGCACACCUGGAAAAGCAACUGUUUGCCCCUGAGAUUCUGGGUGAACGUGAUCAAGAACCCGCAGUUCGUGUUUGACAUCCACAAGAGCAGCAUCACGGAUGCCUGCCUGUCGGUCGUAGCGCAGACCUUCAUGGACUCGUGUUCCACGUCUGAGCACCGCCUGGGCAAGGACUCCCCGUCCAACAAGCUGCUGUACGCCAAGGAUAUCCCCAACUACAAGGGCUGGGUGGAGAGGUACUACGCAGACAUCGCGAGGCUCCCUGCGAUCAGUGAUCAGGACAUGAACGCCUACCUGGCGGAGCAGGCGCGCCUGCACUUCACCGACUUCAACAUGCUGAGUGCGCUCAACGAGAUCUACUCCUACGUCAUCAAAUACAGCGAGGAGAUAACCUCAGCGCUGGAGCAGGAUGAGCAAGCGCGCAGACAGCGGCUGGCAUACAAAGUGGAGCAGCUCAUCGGAGCCAUGUCUAUAGAGAGCUGAGGACAGGAGGAGGUGUCUUCUGAACCCAAUCAAACUAAUGAAGUCAUGGGACACAUUGCUGGAAGGGACCAACACAGACGCGCACACACACACACACACACACACACACACACACACACACACACACACACAUAUAUCUGAAUAGUAACACUAGUCAUCAGUGUGGCUACGUCAGUAUGGUGACUUCUUCCUGCAGUGUAAAUGGCUUCCUUUCUUCCAGUGAUGUAUCUCCUUCCAUUGACAAUUCCAGAUCUAGGGAUGGACCUUUUGAAACUGCAGAGUAAAAUGAAAUGAAACCUAAAGCAGCAAAUCUGGAAGGGACCAGGACUGUUUCGCCAGCCUGCUUUGCAUGGGAAUCUAAAGCUCUGUAUCUUGAAGCUGGGGGUGUGCUCUUAGUUCCCAUUUAUUUUUAUAUAUUCAUAGGUUUUUAUUUUGUUUUAUUUUAUUUUUAAAUUCUGGAUUCAGCUUAUUAUUUUUGUAUUUUAUCUCCUCAUCGAGUGGGUUAACGUGGGUGACAAAUUUUUUUUUUUUUUUUAAAACUAACUGAAAAUGACUGGUACUGUACGUGGACUGCUCUUAGAUGUGUCUUUUGAGCUGCUGGCACAAAUUUGCACACAAACUUCCCUUACCCAAGAAAAAAAAGAAAAAAAACAACAUCCAAGAGCUGAGAUUGGAUGAAAUCCGAAGACUUGCCUUCGGGACGGCUUGGAUGUGCCGAGUUGAGAGUCUUAAAAGACGUGUGUUCAAAGUCCCCCAAAGGCUUUCGAGCUCAAACCUCAUGUGAUGGAAGGAAAGGGGACAAGUGUUGCGUAGCAUGGGAAAGCAUCAGCAAGGACCCUGGGGCUACAAACUCACUCUUUAAAGACUUGCUACUAGAAGAAAUGUAAUUACAAGUUUUGUUUUUUGUUCUCAGUUUGCAUUUGUGUAUAAAUCCAGUAUGUGUAUAUAAAACUUUUCCACAAGGAUUCUGAAGGAGAGUCAUAACAGUCUUAGUUCAGUGGAUAUGAAUGGCUAUCGUUGCAACCUUUAUGGCCCAUCACCAAAGCCUGUUUCGACAAGCCUCUUAAAGCUUGUCUUUUCAAUUCCCUCCACUUGGCCAAAAUAUUCUCCUUGCUGUACUUGAGCACAAUGAACUCGAAUACAGCACAGUGUAGAUCUGUUCUGAGAUUGUGUACACCGCUUACCUCCUCCCGGUGAAUGUCAACACUUGUGAGCCGUCAAAGCUUUCCAAAUCAGCUCUGCUUACCUUGAAAUGCCAGGAUCUCUGCUAACUUGGGUCAGGGCAUGUUUGGUUUCACUCAAUCCGACCAAGAAGGGAUUGACAAAGAGGAAUCAUUUUGAAACCCUGUUUACAUUGAAGUUUACAGAUGAGUUAGACCAGCGUGUAUAUGUGUUUCACAACCAUGUGAGGAUCACAUCAGUACUCAUAGCCACCUAGACCUGAGGCUGUAGGGCUGGUACAAAGCAUGCAAACAAAUGCUGCUGACAUGAAGUAUUCAGCUGCAGUUUAACUUAAGAGCCAGGGAAGGAAGUGAACAAGCAGAAUACAGAACGUGCCAAUAAGCAACAGGUGAGUUCUGUGUAGCAACGGUCUUGUAUACCGAUUUCGUAUGGUUUCAUAUACAGUAGAAUAGUCUGAAAAUCUUAACCCUCAACCCAAACUCAGCAUGGAGAACCCCUUACUGUGCAGUAGUUUAGUCACCAGGAGAGCAUUGCCUUCUGCUCCGUUCGUGCCAAAGGGUCACAUUCACAAAGCAUUAGCAUUAGGGUGGGAAAUGCAGCACUGUGUUUACAGCAAACGCUUUAUGAACAUUGGGCACGUUUCAAAUCGCAAAGGGACAUUACAGGGAAGCGGGAAUGUGAACAGACAAGAAAGGGCGGAGCUUGGCACCUGUCUUGCCAGGGUGUGGCUGACUGUAAAUCCACCGGCAAGGAAUUGAAGUACAGGAGUGACAUUUGUAACUGCACGUUAAGGCAAGGGUUUCCCAAACUGAGGGUAAUGUUACACGUGCCAGGGGAGGAGCCAUUUAAUUACACGAGCGACGCUGUCAGCUGCUUGAGUGUUGUAAUGCAACACUCACUACCUUGACGUCACCUCUAGCAUAGAUAUAUAUAGUCUUCAUACGGUUACCAUUGUACAUCAAAAUGGGAGUGAUUGUAACAAUCAAUACCCCUAAUUACAGUUUGGGAACCACCCCUGUGUUCAGAGAGGCAGUCAAUGAGAAAUCUGAAAGGAUAAAAAAAAAAAAAAUAGCAAGCUGUACCUUUUAUGCAGUGUUCAAAAAAGGCAUUCAUGUGCACAUUGUUCUUAAGUCCCCAAAGAUCUUUUGCGACAGACUUAAUAUUUCAUUAAGCAUGUCAGAUGGCUCUGUUAAUUCCUGCUGUAUUAUUCAUAAUGUGUUGCAGAGAGGCAACAGGUAAUUAGAAGUGCUAACAUGCUGCAGCCCGGUCAGGGGAAUUGAGUUUGCCACAGUGUUCAUUCCUCACAGUGCAGUGUUUACAUCAAAAGAUACUUGAAAUAAGCAGGUUUUAAGUUAUUUAGUGAAGCGUAUUUAAUGAUGACAACAUUAGACUAGAAGAAUGGUAAGGAAAAGGAGGCAGUUUCACGUCUCUGCAAGCCAAGGUCAGUCCUGUCUGGUGCACCAGCUGAGUUUAAAUCCCACUUGGAGAGGCGUGAUUUCAAUGUUACGAGCGGGAUGAGCAACAGUAAAAAAAAAAAUUAAGAGAAACCUUCUUCAGGACUGUGGGACUCUCUGGUUGAUAAGGCCCGCUUCUUAUUCAUUCAAAAUAAGUAGAUAUGGAUUUGUACCUGCAGGCACAGCACUCCCCAGCUUGUCACACUUGUUUUGAAGAGUGUUUGAAAAAGCCCUUUAGCUUUGGUUUCCUGCUCUUGCUUUGAUGCGUGUCUUUGAUCUCGGAAUCAUGUGCGCACCAUGUGAUCAAGAUAUGGACUUCAAAAGGUCCCGAGACAUAGACAGCGGUGCUUGACAUAUGAUUAGUCUGUACAGCAGCUGGAGAGCUCUGGUUUCAACCCUCUCUCAUCUUAAACCAAGCCUCUGGUUUUAAAAAGUGCAUAGAAAAUCACCAGAUUGGUCGGGGACAAUGCUUUUGGAUUUCCUCCAGGCUAAGGACCCAGAAACCUUGAAGUCUUUAUCCUCUCACGUCAGGGGUAAGCACCUUGGGUAUAAAACAGCAGUCACCUGUCGUAAUGAGCGGCAGUGUUCUGACUGCAUUGCAGGACCUGCUGUUGCCACACUUUCUUGGUAUUGCCAGCUUGUCAUUGUAAAUGAGAAUGUGUACUCAGUUGACACAUCUGGAUAAAUAAAAGGCUUUGAUUGAUUGUAUUCAGUAAAACUGAAAAGUAAAUGAAAUACCUGGUCCAUAAUAACCUUGCGGUACCUGGAGCCUAUCGUGGCGGUCCUGUGUUACUGUAAUUUUUGAGGUACUCUACUACACAUUUCCACCAGAUUUUGAUGCCUAGUAACUUGGUGAACUAAAAUAAUUAUUAUAUUGCUGAUGGACCCAAAAACAUCCCUAACUCUUCAGGUUCUGUUCAUCGACAGUGUUACUGGAGCUCUCAUAGCUUUGACGUAUGGAUUGCUGAUGCCAGCUAUAUACCUGUCUUUUUUUCACACCUCUCCUAUACUAACUUUACAGCGAAUUCUGGUGACUAGUUUCUUUGUUUUUUGCUGUAACUGAGCCAGGCAGGUUCUUAGUGCAAGCUGCAGCAGAUGUUUUAUAAUGCAGUUAUAAUCUGAAGGUCUGCCCCCAGGGAUGAGGGGGGUAGUGCUAAGCAGUAGCUUGUGACUUCAUCACCGUUUUACACAGUUGCUGCUUGUACCUCUGUCAUAUUGAUAAGAGCAUUCAGGCCAAACUGACCAUUAUUGAGUGACCAAAUCCUGUUUAUUCAUCCAGCAGAUUUAUUUUCGGGCUUGGAUUAUGAAAUCAGUGAGUUCAGUGACUGAUCGCUGAGUUUCUGGUAAAGGGGUUUGUGUAUUGGGGGUGGGGGAGGUGCAUGUGGAGCAUGCAAGUCAGCAAUUUAAAAUAUUGUUUGGUCUAGUUUUUUUUUUUUUUUCUUAAUAUUUAAGACAUAUCAGAUAGUGUAAUAAAUCAUUAACCGCAGCUGUAGCCAGAGAGAGAGAGAAUCUGUGCAGUGUGUUCUGUAGAUAGAGCCCUACUGUACGCAGGCUUUGUCUAUUCUAGCCGCCUGCCUUUGUGGAGUUGAUACGCUGUCUGAGCCAAACUUGACCCCUGAUCUUUAAACCCUAAAACUUUAAAGGGAAUUCAUCUUCAUUUAAUGAAAUAACGAACUUCUGUCAAUCGAAACUACAGUAGUAUCGACGAUGCCAGGUUCAAUUUUAUUUAAGGUUGUUUUUAACAUGACUAUACGCUGUGGCAGGAUGACACAAGAAGAAACAGCAAAAAAAUACAGUUAAAUUAAGUCUAGGAAUUGAAUUUUGAGUGGACAUUUCAGGCUUUUCCCACUGAAGGGGAAUAUAUAUAUAUAUAUAUAUAUAUAUAUAUAUAUAUAUAUAUAUAUAUAUAUAUAUAUAUAUAUAUAGUGUCUGACCUGCUUGGUCAUCUCCACUAAAAUCAUUCUGCACUAAAAGGACCAAAACAAUAAACCCGAAUGCGCUGCGGUCCUACAGAGCAAUGAGAAGAGGAUUCGAUUAUAAAACUUUGACAUAAUCAAAAAACAAUGUGUUUUAUGCACUUUCAAAAUGUUAUUGGUUGAAGUCAGCAGUCCAGUUUUGUGUCAUGUUGCUGCAGAAUGGCAUAAGAAAAUAAAAUAAAUACACAAGCUUAGAGCUUAUCACUUGCAAGCCCAAGCCAUGUGACUCUUGCCUUUUCUCCCUGUCCUACCUGUUCAUUCGUUCAUUUGUAGACACUGGAGUUCUGUAUUAUAGCAAAUAAAAUAAUAUACAAUGGCUGUCUGUUAUUAUUGUUGUUUUAUAAAAGGUGUUGUGAAAAUUGUAAGAAAGUUAAAAGUAUUUAAAAAAAGCAGUUCUGCAAAAAAGUUGUCUUUGUUUUGUUUUUUGUUAAUGAUAAUAUAUUAUGGUGUACCUAUUGUAAAUAUGAAGCACUGCUAUUUUGCAAGCCAAGGAUUCACUUUGUACUGUUGUUAUAUAUAAUUAAACUUUACUGGUUAAAAAUGUG
Polyodon spathula (Mississippi paddlefish) is the source of this 11402-nucleotide messenger RNA. RefSeq names its product plexin-A2-like. The record is from RefSeq and is a predicted model, not a curated record. Gene Ontology annotation, cellular component: semaphorin receptor complex. Gene Ontology annotation, biological process: regulation of cell migration; positive regulation of axonogenesis; semaphorin-plexin signaling pathway involved in axon guidance. The coding region runs from base 546 to 6245 and encodes 1899 amino acids. Lineage: Eukaryota; Metazoa; Chordata; Actinopteri; Acipenseriformes; Polyodontidae. Gene Ontology annotation, molecular function: semaphorin receptor activity; protein binding. The transcript has 32 exons.